AUGAUCCUGGGCCCGGUGUCGUAUCUGGACUGCAUCGUCUUCUGCGUCUUCCUCGCGCUGCAGCUGCUGAUCCACGUCGGCCUCAUCGAGACGGUCGGCGUGGUGCUGCAGUGUCUGCCUUUCCUGUUGUUCAAGCUGCCCUACGGCUUCAUCCACGAGCGCUACUUGGUCAAGCCCGCGGACCAGACGCCCUUUGUGCAGCAGGCGUCCCAGUUCGAGGACUUUGUCAUCCGCUGCGUUCGAUAUGCCUUCGCCAACGUUCCGCCCAAGGUUGGGAGGGUGUUUUUCUCCAAACCCGUGGCUCUGCCGUUCUUGCGGUUCAGAAUGCUGAGGCAUGGCUAUCUCAACUGCCCCGUGCACUGGCACGAGUACAAUGAUAAGCGUUUCAAGGGCAUCUGGAUGAUUCAAGAUCCGAUGAAGAAACCCGACGUCUGCAUAUACUAUGCUCAUGGCGGCGGUUUCUCGAUGGGCUCAUCGUAUUUCUACCUCGAAUUUCUUCUCACAUGGCUGAGCCUCUUGGGUGAGGCAGGCUACAGGAAUCCAGCAAUCUUUGCUCUAGAGUAUACACUGGUUCCCGACAGCAGCUUUCCCACACAACUGGAGGAGACAAUAGCUGGUUACGAACACGUGCUAUCUAUGACGGGCGAUCCGGACAAAGUCUGCCUGAGUGGAGACUCGGCAGGGGCGACUCUUGUCCUCAGCUUGUUGCUGCAUUUAGGCAACCUCGGUCGACAUUCGGAGAAGAUGGAUGGCGUAGGAUCCUGGCAACUUGCAAAGCCUGGUUUCGCUGUGCUCAUCUCGCCUUGGGUAACGCUAGUAUCGGACAAGCACCGAAAUACUGCUAGCGACUACCUUGACGCCGGACACUUGCAUCGAUAUGCUCAUCAGUACUCUGGCCAGGAUGCCCCGACGGAUGAUCCUCUCCUGUCUCCGGGUGACUGCAGAGAUGUUUCCUGGUGGAGAAAAGCCUGUCCAACCAGAGGGAUCUAUGUGGCGUAUGGAGCCGAAGAGGUUUUCGCGCCGGAAGUAGAAGAUUUGGUCAGAUUCUUGAAGGAUAAUGAUGUGAAAGUCGGGAGUAGAGAGGAGGCGCGAGGCAUCCACGCUUGGCCUGUCGCGUCGUUGUUCCUUAGCAGCCAGCCCGAGAAACGCCAAAAAGGACUGAAAGCGCUGGUUGGAGAAAUUAAAAUUAACAUAUAG
Messenger RNA from Anthostomella pinea, 1197 nucleotides. Lineage: Eukaryota; Fungi; Ascomycota; Sordariomycetes; Xylariales; Xylariaceae. The record is from the annotation of a GenBank genome assembly.